This is a messenger RNA of Trichomycterus rosablanca, 1863 nucleotides long. RefSeq names its product axin interactor, dorsalization associated (gene aida). Gene Ontology annotation, biological process: determination of ventral identity. Lineage: Eukaryota; Metazoa; Chordata; Actinopteri; Siluriformes; Trichomycteridae. Gene Ontology annotation, molecular function: phosphatidylinositol binding. The transcript has 10 exons. Bases 209 to 1120 code for a protein of 303 amino acids. The record is from RefSeq and is a predicted model, not a curated record. Gene Ontology annotation, cellular component: membrane.
GGCCGCGCGCAGCAACUGUACUUCCUGCUGGACCUAGCGCCAGUUAGCAAGCCCCAUUGAAACGAAUGAGAGGUAAUGCUAACCACUCACGGUCUUUCCUCCAUGGUGCAGCGGUCUCGCCGGUUCAUCACAACAAUGCAACAUGGUACAUAAACUCUGGCCCGCUAUGUAAAAACCGAAUCUGCUCCUGCACGUUUAAUAAAAGAAGAUGUCAGAUGUCACCAAGACAGUCCAGAAAUGGCACGCAAGUUUCAAAAAGGGCACGGACUUUGAUUCGUGGGGGCAACUGGUUGAGGCAAUUGAUGAGUACCAAAUACUUGCAAGGCAACUGCAAAAAGAGGUGCAGUCAUCAAAUUCUCAUGAUUUCACAGAGGAUCAAAAGAAAACCCUGGGGAAGAUUGCAACAUGUCUUGAAAUGCGGAGUGCAUCCUUACAGAGCACACAAUCCAGAGAGGAGUUUAAGUUGGAGGACCUGAAGAAACUAGAACCUAUCAUCAGAAGUAUUCUAACCUACAACAAAGAUUUCCCUUUUGAUGUCCAACCAGUGCCUUUAAGGAAAAUCCUUGCACCAGGGGAAGAGGAGAACCUAGAUAUUGAGGAGGACUUGGACAAUGCCACUGGGGCUUCUUUGACACAGUCCUUCCCCACUAGGGUGCCAGGUACUUUAUUGCCGCGGCUUCCUGCAGAGCCAGGAAUGACACUGCUUACCUUAAAAAUUGAGAAGAUUGGUUUAAAAGAUGCCGGCCAAUGCAUUGACCCUUACAUUACAAUUAGUGUGAAAGAUUUGAAUGGUGUUGAUUUGAACCCUGUUCAGGAUACUCCAGUGGCAACACAUAAGGAAGACACAUACAUUCAUUUCAGUGUAUAUGUGGAAAUCCAGAGACAUCUGGAGAAACUCCCAAAAGGUGUGGCUAUUUUCUUUGAGUUCAAACACUACAAGCCCAAGAAAAGAUUCACCAGUACAAAGUGUUUUGCCUUCAUGGAGAUGGAUGAGAUCAAACCUGGCCCUAUUGUUAUAGAACUGUACAAGAAGCCAACUGACUUCAAGAGGAAGAAACUUAAUCUUCUGACAAAAAAACCACUGUACCUCCACCUGGAUCAGACUCUUCACAAAGACUGAGCAAAUACAUGACCCAGCAUGGCACUGACAAAAGGGACAGCACUUUUCACACCUUGUAAAGCUUUUGGUUACCUUACUGAAGGUAUUUCUCUUACCUUCUCAGCAAUAUCACCCCAAACCUUAGCAUUCAGAGUUAUAAGUGUACCUUUCGCAACAGCAAUGUCUCUGUGUCCAUUGUGUUAAAGUGUUUUCCAAAUUUUUUUACCAACACAGCCCUUGUCCUUAAAUUCUGCCACUAAUAAAAAGAGACAUUAACAUUAUUAAGCUUUGCAAUAUCCAGCCAAACUUUAAUACUAUAUGACUUGUAAUACUGUAAUAUAUGUACAGCCAGCUGACUUAUUGCUAACUAAUUUAAAUAUGUGUAGAAAUGUUUAAUAAAAGCGUGUGUAUGAUUUGAAAGGCGAGGCUUUGGUAUAAAUAUCAAAUGGUAUUAAAGUUUGAAUAUGCAAUAAUGCAUAUUGCAAUUUUAAACUUUUAAAAAACUAAUCAGUUGAAUUAAUAAAUUCUCACUGUCAUUACAAACUUUUUUAUGGCGUUAUUGUAUUGCAGAAAUGUAGAAGCAUAACACUAUCAUACCGGUUUAUUUCACUAGUUUAGUUUAGUUAGUUUUUCAAUUUAUUUUGUUCUCAUAAAAAACACCUGUGCAUGGAUUUGCUUUACUUGUACUGUUUUUUUAAGAAAUGUUUUGUGUUCAUUUGGUCUGCUCCUGUGUGUGUAUGGGCAAAAAUAAAUAGUAAAACUUC